This is a messenger RNA of Hypanus sabinus (Atlantic stingray), 4800 nucleotides long. RefSeq names its product zinc finger protein 235-like. The coding region runs from base 411 to 1547 and encodes 378 amino acids. NCBI's taxonomy places the organism in Eukaryota, Metazoa, Chordata, Chondrichthyes, Myliobatiformes, Dasyatidae. The transcript is spliced from 2 exons. Gene Ontology annotation, biological process: regulation of transcription by RNA polymerase II. The record is from RefSeq and is a predicted model, not a curated record. Gene Ontology annotation, molecular function: RNA polymerase II cis-regulatory region sequence-specific DNA binding; DNA-binding transcription factor activity, RNA polymerase II-specific.
CAUGCGCGCAGUAUACAAAAUGUCGGGAGGAUCGGAAAGGUUAAAAAUGAGAAGGAAUUUGUCUGCAGGCAGCUCAAACACGGCACACCCGUUUUGUUGUCUCUGUCCCGAUAUUUAAGAAGUGGAGCAAGGGAUUCAAUCGACCAUUCCUCAUUUGACCAACCGUCACUUUACACAGGAGAAAGGCCGUUCACCUGCUCAGACAGUGGGAGUGGAUUCACUCAGUUAUCACAAUUGAAGGUACAUCAACAAGUUCACAUUGGCCAAGGCCAUUCAUCUGUUCUGCGUGUGUGAGAAAGGAUUCAGUUGGUCUUCCCACCUGUGGACACACCAGUCAGUUCAUACCACACUGGCAGAGGUUAGUCAUCUGUUGAACUUCUGGGAAAGGAUUCACUCAGUCAUCUGACCUAAUGGCUCACCAGCGGGUUCACACCAGGGAGCGGCCGUACACCUGCUCAGUCUGUGAGAAGAGAUUCACUCACUCUUCCACCCUAUGGAAACAUCAGCGAGUUCACACUGGGGAGAAGCCAUUCACCUGCUCAGAAUGUGGGAAGGGAUUCACUGAGUCAUCCACCCUACUGGUACAUCAGCGAGUUCACACUGGGGAGAGGCCAUUCACCUGCUCAGUCUGUGAGAAGAGAUUCACUCGGUUAUCCCACCUCCAGAGUCAUCAGCGAGUUCACACUGGGGAGAGGCCGUUCUCCUGCUCAGAAUGUGGGAAGAGAUUCACUGAGUUAUCCAACCUACAGAGUCAUCAGCGAGUUCACACUGGGGAGAAGCCAUUCACCUGCUCAGAAUGUGGGAAGAGAUUCACUGAGUUAUCCAACCUACAAAGUCAUCAGCGAGUUCACACUGGGGAGAGGCCGUUCUCCUGCUCAGAAUGUGGGAAAGGAUUCACUGAGUUAUCCACCCUACAGAGACAUCAGCAAGUUCACACUGGGGAGAAGCCAUUCACCUGCUCAGUAUGUGGGAAGAGAUUCACUCAGUUAUCCACCCUACAGAGUCACCAGCGAGUUCACACUGGGGAGAAACCGUUCCCGUGCUCAGAGUGUGGGAAGAGAUUCACUCAGUCAUCCACCCUACAGAGACACCAGCGAGUUCACACUGGGGAGAAGCCAUUCACCUGCUCGGUCUGUGGGAAGAGAUUCACUGAUUCAUCCACCCUACAGAGACACCAGCAAAUUCACACUGGGGAGAAGCCAUUCACCUGCUCAGUCUGUGGGGAGAGAUUCACUCAGUCGUCCACCCUACAGAAUCACCAGCGAGUUCACACUGGGGAGAAGCCGUUCAUCUGCUCAGUCUGUAGGAAGAGAUUCACUCAUUUAUCCAGCCUACAGAGACAUCUGCAAAUUCACACUGGCGAGAAGCCGUUCAGCUGCUCAGUCUGUGGGAAGGGAUUCACUCAGUCAUCCACCCUACAGAGUCACCAGCGAGUUCACACUGGUGAGAAGCCGUUCACCUGCUCAGAAUGUGGGAUAGCAUUCACUCAGUCAUCCCAACUACUGGCACACCAGUCAGUUCACAAUGGGGAGUGGCCGUUGUUAUGAAUCCCUAGGUUUUGUUUGCUGUAGGCUAUUUUAAGAGAGGCUAUUCAGUCUGACUUGCAGCUUGUUUAGUUUUAACCAAGGACACAGACACCCAGAGUCAGACGGAGAUGAAGGAGGUAAAAUGGAAGAAUCGAAACCAGGGAACUAAUGGCCAAGGGUCACCGUUUGGAACUUUCCUAUGCCCACAAGGGUGGAUUAAUCAUCGCUUCACCGUACAUCGAAAGUGUGGUGGUCACCUUGUUGAAUCCAUAGGAGUGGAUCUGAUUUGGGGAUCCUUUGAAGACUGCUGAUGUGUUAACCCUUGCCUGGGUGUGGUGUGGUAAUUCACUUGAAGAUGAUACCCCUUGUGACAAGUCACUUUGGGUGAUAAUUAGUAUGUGAGAUUUUGGAAUGACGACAGAUAAAAUCUACAGCAACUGUUCUCUCAUUUUACCACCGUGGAACCUGAGGAAUUUGACAUAAUUGCAUUCUCUCAACAUUUACCCUGGAUUACAAAUAUCUCUCUCAUCACCUAUUCUGUGGAUGAACUGAAGUUUCCUACUUUACCAUCUCAAGAUUCUAAGCCUUGAUUUCCCCCGAGCUCAAUAGUUUGGGCAACACACAAAAUGCCGGUGGAACACAGAAGGCCAGGCAGCCAGGCAGCAUCUAUAGAGAGAAGCACUGUCGAUGUUUCAGGCCGAGUCCCUUCGUCAGGACUAACUGAAAGGAAAGAUAGUAAGAGAUUUGAAAGUUGGAGGGUGAGGGGGAAAUGUGAAAGAUAGAAGACCGGAGGGGGUGGGGUGAAGCUGAGAGCUGGAAAGGUGAUUGGCAAAAGGGAUACAAAACUGGAGAAGGGACAGCAUCAUGGGACGGGAGGCUUCGGGAGAAAGAAAGGGGGAGGGGAGCACCAGAGGGAGUUGGAGAACAGGCAGAGUGAUGGUUAGAGAAAGAGGGAACAAAAAAUCUAAAUAUAUCACGGAUGGGGUGAGAAGGUAAGGAGUGGUGUUAACGGAAGUUAGAGAAAUCAGUGUUCAUGCCAUCAGGUUGGAGGCUACCCAGCCGGUAGAUAGGGUGUUGUUCCUCCAAACUGAGUAUGGCUUCAUCUUGACAGUAGAGGAGGCCAUGGCCUAUUCUGCUUUGAUAGUUGAUGAAGCAGCUGAUUAUGUCCUAGUGAAACAGUCUGUGCUCAAAGCUUACGAUUUGGUCCCAGAAUCAUACAGGCAAAAAUUUGGAAAUUGAACGAAAUUUGUGAAUCAGACUUAUCUGGCAUUUGCUUCUCAGAAGUCUGUGUGUUUUGACCACUGAUGCACGUAUAAAAAUAUAAAUGAUGAUUUUACCGAUAGAAGGAGUUGGUUUUAAUUGAAGAAUUCGAAAGGUGCGUGCCUGAUGACAUAAAGAUGUAUUCAGAUGAAAAGGAUGCUGCCACUUUGCAGGAGUCUGCUGGAUUAGCAGAUGAGUUUGUUUUAACUCAUAAGGUUAAGUUUACCCCGAAUAAGAGCUUCCAAAAGAAUACCAGUGCAAACCAGAAAUUAAAGUUUGGACUAGUGAUAAGAGUAAGGAUGAAGGGAAGCAGUUGAAGGAGAAAUAUUCUGGUCCUACUUGUUACUGUUGUAGGAAAGCUGGUUAUGUGAUGGAUAAUUGUUCUGUCCUGAAGAAUAAAAAGGUAAAUGAGGCAGUCCCAAAUGCCUGUGUUGAAGCUUCUAUAAACCCAGAGGGUUCUGAACAUUCUGUUGAGGCUCAGUUAAGGUCUGAGAGGUCUGACUGAGUUAAGAAGGGUUCGAACAUUUUAUGUCAGAUGGGAUUGUAUUAGUAAAUGAAUCAGUACCAGUGAAAAUUCUGAAAAGAGGAUGCUGUCCAAGUUACUGGGGCUUCUCAGUCACUCAUUCUAGGAGGCUGUGGUGGCCAGUGCUAUAAUAUUUGCUGUUGUGUACUGGGGCAGCAGGCUAGGGUAGCAGACACCAACAGAAUCAACAAACUCAUUCGUAAGGCCAGUGAUGUUGUGGGGGUGGAACUGGACACUCUGACAGUGGUGUCUGAAAAGAGGAUGCUGUCCAAGUUGCAUGCCAUCUUGGACAAUGACUCCCAUCCACUCCAUAAUGUACUGGUUAGACACAGGAGUACAUUCAGCCAGAGACUCAUUCUACCGAGAUGUAACACGGUGUCAUAAGAAGUCAUUCUUACCUGUGGCCAUCAAACUUUACAACUCCUCCCUCGGAGUGUCAGACACCCAGAGCCAAUAGGCUGGUCCUGGACUUAUUUCCGCUUGCAUAAUUAACUUAUUAUUAUUUAAUUAUUUAUGGUUUUAUAUUGCUAUAUUUCUUCACUAUUCUUGGUUGGUGUGGCUGUAACCAAACCCAAUUUCCCUUGGGAUCAAUAAAGUAUGUCUGUCUGUACGUUAGACAGCGUUCUAAAGUUUGGCGAUGAGACUGACACUGCUGAGGUAAAUCUUAUUAAAGGCAUUCGCGGCAGCAUGAUUUCCGUGCUGUUGUACAAGGCAACUUUACUGUCAGGGUUGGUUUCGGGACCUGUUGAGAUCGGAUUAUGCUCCAGUUUACCGGUGGAAGAUGUUACUUUGCUGUUCGGGAAUGACCUGGCAGAUGGUAAAGUUGUUCCUGCAGUGCAGUUAACAACUAAGCCAACCACUGACGACCCACAGAUGGAUUUUAACAUUUAUCCUUCCUGCGCAGUAACUCGAAGUAUGGCUAAAAUGUCUGCCGACGCAGACGGUUCUGUGCAGCAUGAUUCUGAUACCCAUGAUAGCCAAAAUCUGGAUUCCGGUUAUGAUGACUUGUCAGGGACUUCUCUGCCUUCAUUGUUUCAACAGGAUUCAGAUAGUAAGUCUGACGAGAAAGAUUUAUCUCUGUCUAGGAAGGAGUUUAUAGCAGCAGGGAACCGAGACCCUGAGAUUGAAGCUUUAAAAGAAACACCUCUCUCAAAUGAUGAGAUUAAGAAAGUGCCAGUAGGGUAUUAUGUCAAGGAUGGAGUGUUAAUGAGGAAGUGGAGGCCACCUGCUAUUCCAGCGAGUGAGGAAUGGGAAAUUGUUCACCAGGUUGUAGUUCCUAAAGUUUAUAGGACUGAAAUUUUAACUUUGGCCCACACUAUACCCUUACGUUGACAUUUUGGAGUGAAUCAAACUAAACAAGAUUAUCAAAAAAUGUUACUGGCCUAAUUUGGGGACAGAUGUUGUGACCUUUCGCAGAACCUGUCACACUUGUUAAGUUGUGGGUAAACCUAAUCAGGUCACCCCAGUGGCCCCACUGCAGUCUAAACCUGC